CAACAUCAACAAAACUGUUCUCCCCAACAUCAACAUGAUCGGGUCAAUCCGGUGACAUUCCCUCAUUAAAUCCUAGGUUGGAGUCUACUCAAAGAUAUUGUAACUAGCACUCUACUCGAGUUCUUUAACCAUUGCCAACCAUGGUGAGCCAUGAGGACCUGGUUCGUGAAUUUGAACACGAGCAGAAGGAUGUGGUGUUCGGUUCUCUCACCAAUCAUUUCCAAUUGGGUCUCUUCACGGAUUUAACGCUGGUCUGCCAAAAUCAGAGCCUCCGCGCUCACAAGACCGUCCUUUCGGCCUCUUCCAAGUUCUUCCGGGAUAUCCUCAGACAUUAUCCGCUGAUCAUGGCCAUCGAUUUGGAUAAAGAGCUUUCGCCCAACGGAAUCACACUCGACUUCACGGAUCUCCAGCAAUUGGUGAGCACUCUGUAUUGCGUGGGUAAUCUCGACACUUCCUCGCGAGGUAUUGAGUCCAUGCUCCUCGUGGCUCAAGUCCUAGGUAUUCCCACCCUCAUCUCAUUCCUCAAACGCGUCAAGACCUCGUUCCCUAAUUUUACGUCGGAUCACCCGAGGUCGUGGGAUCGACCCAAAGCCCCGUCCAAUCCUCUGUUACCCAGUGUCACGACUCAGCAUCCCGAGGACGAAUUAGCUCGACCUUCGGCCCCUUUUCCUCAAUUGCCACCGGAGAUCCCGUUGCAUAAGCAGGAGAGGAUCGACCCUCAUCCCAGUGGAGAAAGCCAUUCACCCUCAAAUCGUGCGCCCUCCCAAGCGACAUUGGCUUCACUCAGUUCGUUUCCGUUUCAACCCCUGCCUAGCCCCCGACAGGGUGGUCAUGAAGUCAAUCCCAACAGUAGUAGUCGUGUGGUAACGAGUGUGUUGGAGAGCUUUGACCCCAGUUUCUUGACCAAUCUGCAAGCCAAUCAAAUCGAUGAUCUCGAAAACGCUCUAUUGCCGCAUUUGCAAAACGAGGAUUCCAAUCCGGAACCCUCGCCCUUGCCGGCCCCCGGGUCUGGAACAUCCGGUUUGAAUAGUAGGAAGUGUGCCAGUGCUUCCAUGUUUCCGAAUCAAGAGAAAGAACAGCACUCGGUGGUGGUGGACAUUCCACCGGACAUGGACCCGACGUAUAGCUUCGAUCAGCCUACAUCAAGUGGUUUGACCCCGCCGAAUUUUGGCGUCCGGCCGGCCGAUCCGUCUGAAGUAUUGACUCAAUCUGCCAACCCUCCACGAACAUCCCCGUUACCUCAGUUUAGUGUCUUAAAGCCGAAUCAACGAGUGGACCCUUCGGUUUGCGCACCUAAACCCGUGGUGCUCAGACCCGAUGCAUCAUUCUCGCCUUUGUCAACCUCAACCAUUCCGGAAACACCAACGCCUUUGACACCGGAGAUCCCCAAGUCUGAUGACGAAUUAGAGCCACCUAGUUUGCAUGAGGAAGAGACCGAGGAGGGCCUCGUCAUUGACGAGAGCUUUGAGGGUGAGAAUCGAGUGUCUCAGACGGAAGAUGCCGAGAUUGAAGUGAAUCUGGAAAAGGUUCGCGAGGGACAGAGCUUCAAGUUCGCCAUUCCUGGGAGCUCAAAGUCAGUGACAUUGAACUUCUCAGCGGAUGCAUUAAAAGAAAUGCGCAAUUCCAUGACCGGAGAGGAUCAUGAAGACGCCAAUAACGGCUCCAUUCAAGACCCGAAACUUAGUUCCUCGGUGGGCAAAACUACUUCGCCAAGGCAUCUUAGGUCUAGGAAGAGAAAGAAAAAGACCAGUCCAAGUCUGGUUUGUAAAUCUUUGUUCGCGUGUCAGCUCUGUGGCAAGGCCUUUCCAAACAAAAAGCUCUUCGAUCGACACGCCUCAUUCCACGUGGAGAUUAACUCAUCGUGCAAAGUGUGCGGGAAAUUAUUUCCCAAACGGUGGAAUCUAGAGGAGCAUAUGGCCCUUGAACACGACAUGGGAAAGAAGGGCAAAUGUAAGGAUUGUAAUAAAGAGUUCAAAUGGGACCGAAAUCUCUUGGCCCACAUCCAGCUCCAUCAUCCGAAGGAAAUCCGGCAUCGAUGCAAAUUCUGCCCCUUGAACUUCAUCAAGAAGCGCUUCUAUAUUCGUCACCAUCAAAAGAGACACCCCAACAAACCUGAAACCUGGUGCAAGUUUUGCCUUGAGAUUUUUGACAAUGCCAAGGUCCGCGAAGAUCAUACUUGUUCUCAGGUUGAGAUCAGUGUUCGUGGGUUCUAUUGUCAUCGACACGAUCAACCCGAAAAAUUCAAAACCAAGCAAGCUUUGGAGGACCACCUCAAACUAUCCCAUGGAACAUCCUUACAUCAGGUGGCCGUGGAAAAUAAAUGUCCCGUGUGUCAAAAAAAAUUCCUUUUCAAGAAGAAUUUAAUCACUCAUUUGAAGCGCUUCCACGAAGAGAGCUGCCAAGUGGAUUCCAUUGGGAGAGCCGAAAAAGAGACGAUCAAAAUCAAAACUCAUCAGUGUCAGUUUUGUGACAAGACUUUCCACUACGAGGACGAUCGACUUAACCAUGAAAAUACUCACAAAGGCGAAAAGAAUUACGUGUGUCAUUGCUCCAAGGCCUACAGCUCUGAAAAGGCCCUAACUCGCCAUAAAAAGGUGGCGCAUGAGAUGCCAAUACAAACUUAUGUUUGCAAAAUCUGCAACAAGAUCUUGAGUGACCAAUACAAACUCAAGUAUCACAUGGCUGUGCACUCGGACGCCAAGACGUUCCAAUGUUCCGAUUGUGGAAGUCGGUUCAAAUGCCGCGAUAAUUUGCUGAAGCAUUUGAUCAAGAAACACCAGAGGAGAGAGAUCCAUGAGAAUGAGGAAGCCAUUCGUGAUCCCGUGGAACUGGAAGUGAUCCACAACGUGGCUCGCGAGGAAUGUGUGACCUCAACGUGAAAUCAGAUUUUUGUCUAAAUAUCUCUUUAUUAUUUAGGCUCUACCAGAACAUUUGCUUCGAAUAUAUCUUUCGUUAACAAAACAAUGAUGUUUUACUCUCAUAAAAAGGGGAUAGCGAGCUGUGUUGUUUGUGUGUGUUUUUUUUGUAGCGUUAACAUGUUUUUACGAAAAGAAGUGUCCAUCGCAAAUAUAUUUUUUGUAACACCAGUUUGAAGUAGGAGGACAGAUUUUCUUUGAGGUUAAUAAUUCUUGCUCUCUCGGUUCUU
This is a messenger RNA of Tigriopus californicus, 3145 nucleotides long. RefSeq names its product zinc finger protein 184-like. The coding region runs from base 141 to 2879 and encodes 912 amino acids. The record is from RefSeq and is a predicted model, not a curated record. Gene Ontology annotation, cellular component: nucleus. NCBI's taxonomy places the organism in Eukaryota, Metazoa, Arthropoda, Copepoda, Harpacticoida, Harpacticidae. Gene Ontology annotation, biological process: regulation of transcription by RNA polymerase II. Gene Ontology annotation, molecular function: RNA polymerase II cis-regulatory region sequence-specific DNA binding; protein binding; DNA-binding transcription factor activity, RNA polymerase II-specific. The transcript is spliced from 5 exons.